AUGUCGAGGCGUGUGAAAGUUAAUUUCUCAAAACUGGUUUACAAGAUUACCAAACUAGCCAUAGUGUUGACCAUACUAUAUAUUUUUUUUACACCCAAAAUUAUUUCUCGAAAUGAUGAAUUAUUGCAGCAUGUUUUCCCUCAUAAGAAUCGCGACUCUCAAAUCAAUCUGGUCAUAGCGCAUCCCGAUGACGAGGUCAUGUUUUUCUCACCCGUGAUCUCUCAGCUACAUUCGUAUUUUCCGAUUACCGUCCCAUUCAACAUAAUCUGUUUGUCGAAGGGUAAUGCCGAUGGUCUUGGUGAAAGUAGGGUAAAGGAGCUGAAUGGAUCGGCUGCCUUGUUGCUACAAAAUGAACGACCCGUUUCAGUGCAAGUCAUGGAUUUCGAGGACGGUAUGGAUGAAGUCUGGGACAUCAAUUCUAUAGUCUCUACCAUCUCACAAACUAUAGAUUUGAGCAACGAGCAGCUGAACCAAAUCAUCGUCACCUUCGAUUCAUAUGGUGUAUCCGACCAUAUCAAUCAUAAGAGCUGUCAUACCGCUGUCAAGAGGUUGAUCGAUAGAUAUGCUGAAUCAAAGGCCGAGACAAAUGAAGAGACCCCGCAUAUCACAGCAUUAUAUUUGAAAAGUUACAAGAACAACAUUGUUUUGAAGUAUAACUCCUUCAUUUGGGAAAUCUUGAAAAUUCUUUACAGUGUCAUUGUCCCAUUCCCCAAAACCAUCCAGCCGCCUACAACGACGACACAAAGAAGUAAGCUGCUGCUAAUGAAUACGCAUGCACAGUACGUACUGGCAUAUGCUGCUAUGCUAAAUGCUCACAAGUCUCAGGUUGUGUGGUUUAGGUACGGAUGGUGGAUACUGUCGAGAUUUGUUUUCGUUAAUGAGUUCGAUGUUUAUACGUAUUGA
Molecule: messenger RNA, 903 nt
Organism: Saccharomyces kudriavzevii IFO 1802
Lineage: Eukaryota; Fungi; Ascomycota; Saccharomycetes; Saccharomycetales; Saccharomycetaceae
Gene: GPI12
Product: N-acetylglucosaminylphosphatidylinositol deacetylase
Exons: 1
Coding region: 1-903 (300 amino acids)
Biological process (GO): GPI anchor biosynthetic process
Cellular component (GO): endoplasmic reticulum
Molecular function (GO): N-acetylglucosaminylphosphatidylinositol deacetylase activity
Source: RefSeq, a predicted model, not a curated record